ACAUCUCUCUCGCUCUUUCUCUCUUUAAUUUGUGAGUUUAAGUUAAGAAAAUGGGGUUUUCACUGAAACAAGGUUGUACUCUACUCUGCAUUUUCAUGGUUCUGCCAGCUGCAUUCUGCUACACCCAAACUUAUCCUUCCAAGGCAACCUAUUAUACCACACCUGAUGGCAAAGGAACUCCAACUGGAGCUUGUGGGUAUGGGCAAUAUGGAAGAAACAUCAACGAUGGUUUAGUCUCCGCUGCCUCAAGCCGCCUCUAUCGUUAUGGUGCUGGUUGUGGCGCUUGUUACUUGGUGAGGUGUAAGGAUGAAACAUUAUGUAACAAAGAGGGAGUGAAGGUGGUGAUCACAGACAAUGGAGAAGGCCCCGGAACUGACUUCAUUCUCACCCACAAUGCCUACGCCGGACUGGCAAAACCAUAUGCCGCUAAGGAUCUCUUUGCACGGGGCGUAAUCGACGUCGACUACGAAAGGGUUUCUUGUGGGCAUGGCAAGCUGAAGAUCAAAAUUCUUGAGCAGAGCAACUAUCAUGGAUAUCUUGCUAUUCUCCCCUUCAAUCAGGGUGGUGCCAAUGACAUUCUUUCCAUUGAGGUCUAUGAGAAAGCAAGCUACAAAUGGAUACCAAUGAGACGUUCAUAUGGGACAGUGUUUGACUUGCAAAACCCACCAAAGGGAGAGCUUAAACUCAGGUUCUUAGUCAGCGGCCAAAAAUGGAUAGAGUCCAAAAAGGCUAUCAUUCCUGAUUAUUGGAAGGCUGGUUCCACCAUUGACACUGAUAUUCAGCUCCCUUGAAGAAAUUCCAAUUUAAUUCAUACCAAAUUUGUGCCCAAUAAAUUCAUGUAAUAAUAUUUAUUUCUUAAUAAAUAAUCAUAAUAAAAAUAAAAAAUAAAAGUAGUGUUAA
Molecule: messenger RNA, 900 nt
Organism: Ipomoea nil (Japanese morning glory)
Lineage: Eukaryota; Viridiplantae; Streptophyta; Magnoliopsida; Solanales; Convolvulaceae
Product: expansin-like B1
Exons: 4
Coding region: 51-791 (246 amino acids)
Cellular component (GO): extracellular region
Source: RefSeq, a predicted model, not a curated record